Molecule: messenger RNA, 2457 nt
Organism: Panonychus citri (citrus red mite)
Lineage: Eukaryota; Metazoa; Arthropoda; Arachnida; Trombidiformes; Tetranychidae
Exons: 1
Coding region: 641-1966 (441 amino acids)
Biological process (GO): developmental process; regulation of transcription by RNA polymerase II
Molecular function (GO): DNA-binding transcription factor activity, RNA polymerase II-specific; protein dimerization activity; RNA polymerase II transcription regulatory region sequence-specific DNA binding
Source: RefSeq, a predicted model, not a curated record
AAGAUAAAUAUGAUGAUAGGGAUGAGGAUGAGGAUGAAAAGUGAGCUGUAAAGAUUUGUGAUCUUUUGAAACGGAAAUAAACUUCGGUCAACAUCACUUGAGAUUGAUUUCUGUUUAAUAACAAUUGACAUUUUCUCUCUCUUAAUAUUGGCACUUAAUUGAGACAAUUAAGUUGAUUUUUCUUCUAUUUCUAGUGUAACAAUUAACUUACAUCUACUAUGGAACAACUAUGAGAAUGAUAAAAUUAAUUGUAGAGAAAAAUUUUCUUAAACUAAAAUGUAAUAAGAAAUUUAUCUUAAAUUAACUAAACUGUGUAAUUCAAAUCAAUUUACAGUUGAAUUGAUUCAACAAUUUACUCUGUGAAUUACAAUUCCAAUAACCAAUUGCCGUUGAUUUGUCAUCAAUUUUUUUGUGAUUCACUAUUAACGGAUCAGUCAACACACAAUCAACACAUCAACAAUUUAAGUGAAAGUUAAUUAAAAACGAUAAAUAUAUGAGUUAAUAUAUUAACUUGGACUUUUUUUCAUUGGUGAUACUUGAUCAACAAUCAAUCAAAUAUUAUUGAACUUUUUUCUUGACUCUUCAAUCAAGAGUAAAUUAAUAUUUAUCUAAAUGUGAUCAAUUUUAAUUGUUAACCAUAAUGGUUAAAAGUGAACCAUUGAUUGUUGAUCAUUUUCACACAUCAGAUAAUAUGAAUUUCAUUUUAUCAUCUUCUUCAUCACCGACAUCAUCUUCAUCUUCAUCAUUGUUACACUUUCCUUCAACUAAUCAUGUUGCAAACAAUUUAAAUCCUAAUUGUUCACGUAAUCGAACCCGUAAUUUAACUAAAUCAACAAUAAUUUCAAUCAACAAACCAAUUUCAUCACCAACUUUAUCUUCAUCAACAACAACAACAAUUAAAUCCCCUCAAGGUAAACAAUUAGUCUCAUUAAUACCAAAGGUAACAACAAAUUUAUCACCAUAUCAAUCAACAUUUAAUUGUAACAAUCAAGGUAAUACCAAUCAUCUUAAUCAACAUCCAAAUGAUAUAAAUCGACCCCAAGCAAGUGAUUAUUUUCAUAAUUUAAUUAAUUGCCACCAAUGGAAUGCAAAUGAUCAACAAUCAACACAUAAUCCAUAUCAAAUUAAUCAAUUUCAAAUUGGAUUAAAUCAUAAUGAUAAUAAUUUAUAUUUACCUUAUCAUCACAAUCAACAACAAUAUCAUCUUAAUCAACAACAUUGCUCAUCAUCAUCAAUUAAAUCAUCAACAUCUCCACCAUCAUCACCAGUGUCACCUUUAAUUGUCAACAACCAAUUGAAACAAUCACCAAGUAAAACCAGUGAUCAGUUAAUUGUAACCCAAUUAUCUUGUAAUGAUAAACUUUGUCCAUGUUUAAAGUCAAUUUCAUCAACAGAAUCACCACCAACAACAACAAUUAACUGUAUUCAAAUUCCAGAUUCAUCUUCAUCACCAUUAUCAUCCUCAUCCUCAUCUUCAUCCUCCUCAUCAACAAAACCCUCACCAAUGAUGAGAACUAAAUCAAAUAACAACAAUUUACCAACUGAUUGUCCAUUGAUUUGUUCAAACACCAACAAUCAUCAUCCAAAUAGUACCAAUGGUAAAUCAUCAAGCAAACCUCGUCGUCGAGUUGCAACUAUGGCUCAACGAAGAGCGGCCAAUAUUCGGGAACGGCGACGAAUGUACCACUUGAACACUGCUUUCGAUAAAUUGAGGAAAAAAGUACCGACCUUUGCGUACGAAAAACGCUUAUCACGAAUUGAGACCUUGCGAUUGGCGGUGAUGUACAUCACCUUUAUGACGGAAAUUCUGAGAGGUGGAUCAGCCGAACAGCGAAUUCCUCUUCAUCCAUCCAAUGGAUCAUUUCAAAAUCAUCAGAUCAACAUCGAAACCUCAUCAUCUUCAUCAUCAUCUUCAUCUUUAUCUUCAUCUUCAUCACCAACUUGGGAUUCUCAUCAUAAUCAAUGAUCAACAAUUAGAACCAAAAGAAAAACAAUUUUCCUCUCAAAGACUAACUGAUCACAAAUUUUUACUAUUUUUCCAAUUCAAAGUAAUCAACAAUCAACAAAAAAACUCUCACAAUUAAUAAAUUAAUUUUUCUACCAACAGAAUGCUAAGAAAAACCAAAUCUUUCGAAAAUUAUUAAUCAUAAUUAUCAAAUUGUAACAAUUUCCAUUCCAAGUUUAUCAUUGGAAAAGUUUUUUUUUCUUUCAGAGAAAAAUUAAAAAUCUCUUGACUUAAAUUGGUUUCUAUUAUUAUUUUUAAUUCUCUUCUUUUGUUUUUCUUAAUUGUUAGUAAAAAUUCACCAAUUUUCUGAUUACAAUCAACAAAUUGCUCAAAUUCUCAACCUAUACCAAUGGGAAUAGAUUCUCAACCUAUAUUAUUAUUAUAAGUUCUGGGAGUGAUUAUCAGUUCUAAACCUAUAAUAUUAUCAUGAUAUUAGAUGAUGAUAAUGAUCA